Messenger RNA from Scaptodrosophila lebanonensis, 2236 nucleotides. It is a transcript of the gene Cortactin, whose product is annotated as src substrate cortactin. Lineage: Eukaryota; Metazoa; Arthropoda; Insecta; Diptera; Drosophilidae. Gene Ontology annotation, biological process: regulation of actin filament polymerization. Gene Ontology annotation, molecular function: actin filament binding. Gene Ontology annotation, cellular component: cortical actin cytoskeleton; plasma membrane; site of polarized growth. The coding region runs from base 151 to 1845 and encodes 564 amino acids. The record is from RefSeq and is a predicted model, not a curated record. The transcript is spliced from 4 exons.
CAGCUCUACGCCGAAUUAGUCGCGUUUGGUUCGCUAUUUGUUAUUAAAUUGUUAAUUCAUUUGUAAUAAUAACUCAUCGAUCAAAGAAUAUUGAUUUUUUUCAAUAAGUGGUCGCAUUCAUUAGACUUUACGAACCCAUAAGGAUAAGCAAUGUGGAAGGCUUCAGCAGGACAUCUAAUACAGGCGACCACUGCUGACGACGAUGAUUGGGAAACCGACCCGGACUUCAUAAAUGAUGUUAGCGAGCAGGAGCAGCGGUGGGGAUCGAAGACCAUUGAAGGCAGUGGCCGCACAGCUGGGGCCAUUGAUAUGGACAAGUUGCGCGAAGAGACGGAGAAGGCCGAUUUGAACAAAAAGAAACAACUGCUGAAAGAUCAAAAUGCCGGCUAUGGCUAUGGUGGUAAGUUCGGUGUGGAGAAGGAUCGUAUGGAUAAGUCGGCAAUGGGCCACGACUACCAAGGAAAGGUUGAGAAGCAUGCCUCACAGAAGGAUUACAGCGAAGGUUUUGGUGGCAAAUUUGGCGUGCAAUCCGAUCGUGUAGAUAAGUCCGCUGCCGGCUGGGAUCAUGUGGAGAAGGUGGAGAAGCAUGCAUCACAAAAGGAUUAUGCCACAGGCUUUGGUGGCAAAUUCGGCGUGCAAUCCGAUCGUGUGGACAAAUCAGCAGUAGGUUGGGAUCAUGUAGAAAAGGUGGAGAAGCACGAGUCACAAAAGGACUAUUCGAAGGGCUUUGGCGGUAAAUUUGGCGUGCAGGAAGAUCGUAAGGAUAAAUCGGCGGUCGGCUGGGACCACAUAGAGGCGCCACAGAAGCACGAAAGCCAGUUGGAUCACAAGGUCGGAUUUGGCGGAAAAUUUGGCGUUCAAAAAGAUCGCAUGGAUAAAUCGGCCACAGGCUACGAUGACAGCGGCAAGCAACAGGUGGGCACCAGCUACACCAAAGUGAAGCCCAACAUUGAGGGCGCGAAGCCCUCGAAUCUGCGAGCAAAGUUUGAGAAUCUGGCAAAGAACUCCGAGGAGGAGUCACGUAAACGAGCCGACGAACAAAAACGUCUGCGUGAGGCGAAGGACAAGCGCGACCGGGAGGAGGCGGCCAAGAAAACUGUUGUAGAGAACACACCACGCACCCCCUCGGAUGAGGCGCCAGCCAAAGGCACUCGCACGGCCAUACAAACAGGACGCGCUGGUGGCAUUGGAAACGCCAUAAGCGCCUUCAAUCAAAUGCAAUCACCCACAACAGAUACGCCACCGGCACGCAAGGAGCCCAUUAUCAUACCCAAGGAGGCAGUGCCGCAGCCAGCAGAGCCCGCUACGCCUCCGCCAACGCCCAUUGCAGUCGCAGAGACAGUUGAGCCGCCUCAGCCAAAAGUCAGCGCACCGCCACCGGAUGUUGUGCCACAAAUCGAAGUGGAAACAGUUGCCACGCCGCCAACUUCAUCAAACGAAACAUCGCCGGUGCAUGCCGCUGUCGAGCCAACACCAAUAGAAAGGCCAGUUUCUGUGCCUGUGGCUGUGACAGAACCCGAUCCGGAGCCUCUCUAUCAGAAUCAAGCCGAAGUGAAAGCUGCAGCUGCCAAUGGCACGGCUGCCGCGACUCCCUCAACUGCUGGAUCCGAGGAAGCCAUGUUAGCCAAUUCAGAUAAUCUGGCCGACUAUUUGGAGGACACGGGCUUGCAUGCGAUCGCUUUGUAUGAUUAUCAGGCAGCGGACGAUGAUGAAAUAUCCUUUGAUCCUGACGAUACUGUCACGCAUAUCGAGAUGAUUGAUGAGGGCUGGUGGCGUGGACUCUGCAAGAAUCGUUAUGGCCUCUUUCCGGCGAACUAUGUUCAGGUUGUGAAUCAAAAUUCAUAAAUAUUUGAAAACAAUUCUGGCUGCCAAAUUGCAAUAUUUUUCGAUGCCCACAACAAAAUGCUUCCGUUUGAAAUUUAAAAAUAGAACAAAAACCCACUCUAUUUACUAUUUUAAUUAUAACAAUAAUAUUCAUUUAAUUUCACUACCUUUAUGUAUUUACAACGAACCAUUGACAUUAUUACUGUAUUAUGUAAAAUUUGUUACAUUUAGACUCACAGACGCAUGCAUAUAAUAAUUCCAUUUCAUUGAUUUCUCUUUUGAAAAACUGUAUUACAUUCUUUGUAUUUUUUCGCAUAUUUUUUUUAAAAAAUAUGCUAAACUAUUUAUGUUUCUUACUCUAACACUUUGUGGAAAUUUUUUAUCUAAUUGUAUAUGUUUUGGGUCGUCUUUG